Molecule: messenger RNA, 537 nt
Organism: Helobdella robusta
Lineage: Eukaryota; Metazoa; Annelida; Clitellata; Rhynchobdellida; Glossiphoniidae
Exons: 5
Coding region: 1-537 (178 amino acids)
Source: RefSeq, a predicted model, not a curated record
AUGGUAAUUACGAGAGUCAAGGGUUACAUAUUUGAUAGAUUGAAAUUAUCUGCAAUAGAGAAUACUGGCCUAGAAAAACUCCUUACAAUUAGCCUGAGGAAAGAACUUCGACAACGAAACCUCGACUCGAAAGAAGUGGAGGAAGACCUGGUUACUCUUGUAAUAAUUCAUUCAGAUAUGGAUUCUUUGAAUGCUAUAUUUGGUGUUGAUAACUUGGUCUGCAUGUCAGGCUCAGGUUCCGACCAUGUUCAGAUUGGAACCUUCACUAACAGCAUCUCAAUUAACCAGAAAUCAAUUAGACCCCUUCUCAAAAUAAGCCACAAUGUAGAGUACAAAAUUAACGACGUGAAUUUUUCAAAGAACAUCAUUUCAAACCACACUACGCAGGGAAGGACAAUUGAGCAACAUUAUGGAAGUAAAAUCGAAGCCAAUUAUUUUUCAAUAAAAGAUGUCAACAUUGUCAGUGAUGAAGAUGAACUGGCGUUUAAUUAUUUGUAUGUUAUUGACGGGCAGCAUGUUAUAUCAACGACGAUAUAG